CGUCCGCUCCUCCUCCUGUGUGUCAGACUGUGAGCCAUGCUUGAACAGACAUGGACAGUUUGUAUUGGUGCGGGAUAUGGAGCGAAGGUCGUGUGUUGUGGCAGGGAGACAUACAGAAAAUAUAUUAAAAAAAACAAAGCUACCAUUGUGACUCGGUAGAGCGAGUUCACGUUGAAAAAAGAAGUUACAGUUUGUUUUUUAUUUAUUUUUUUAUGGAUAAAUAAUAAUUGAGGAUGCGGUACAGUGUGGCUGCAGGUAGAGCGCUUGGGGCGCUUGGUGCUGUGAGUCGGGGGGUCGCCAGGGUGUCACUGGCCACCAGCUCCCGGGUUCUGCAGCCUGUUGUUGCCGCCGACACCGACACCAUAGGCUGCAGGAGGUUCCGGUCCACCUCGACGGGUUACAACGAACUAGCUCGCGAGAGAGCCAAGACAGUUACCUCGUUCUACAACCAGUCUGCUAUCGAUGUUUGUGCAGAAAAGCCCUCCGUCCGCCUGACCCCUACCACCAUGCUCUACUCCGGGAAGUCUCCGGAUGGCAGUCAUGUGCUGAGCAGUGCCAAGUACCUGCAGAUGGAGCUGCCUGUGCGCAUUGCGCACCGUGUCAAAGGGUUCCGCAGCCUGCCUUUCAUCAUCGGCUGCAACCCCACCAUCCUGCAGGUGCACGAGCUUUACAUCAGGGCUUACCACAUGCUGUCAGACUUCCCCCCGAUAACUGACCUGGAGGCAGAGGGGCGCUACUGCAAGCUGGUGCGGCAGCUCCUGGACGAUCACAAGGACGUGGUGACCAUGCUGGCUGAAGGGUUCAGGGAGAGCCGCAAGCACAUCCAGGAUGAAGCUCUGAUCAGGAAUUUUCUAGACACCACCCUGACAUCCCGUCUGGGAAUCCGGAUGUUGGCAACUCACCACAUUGCUCUGCACGAGGAUAAUCCUGACUUCGUGGGGAUCAUCUGCACUCGCUUGUCCCCAAAGAAGAUCAUUGAGAAGUGGGUGGAUUUUGCUCGGCGUCUGUGUGAGCACCAGUACGGGAGCUCUCCCCGGGUUCGAAUCAACGGCCACGUGGCGGCUCGCUUCCCAUUCAUCCCCCUCCCGCUCGACUAUAUCCUGCCAGAGCUGCUCAAGAACGCCAUGAGGGCAACGAUGGAGAGCCACCUUGACACCCCCCACAACGCACCUGAUCUGGUGGUGACCAUCGCCAACAACGACAUUGACUUUGUCAUCAGGAUCUCAGACCGCGGAGGUGGGAUCCCUCACAGCAUACUGGACAAGGUGUUGGAUUACCACUUCACCACAGCGGAGGAGAGCAACCAGGACCCCCGCAUGAGCAACCUGUUUGGGAUCAUAACCAACAACGGCCCCCAGUCCGGACCCAUGCACGGGUUCGGUUUUGGCCUGCCCACCUCGGUGGCGUACGCAGAGUACCUGGGCGGCUCUCUCACUGUGCAGUCCAUGCAGGGGAUCGGGACAGACGUCUACCUGCGGCUGAGACACAUCGACGGCAAGGGGGAGAGCUUCCGCAUCUGAGCUGCCAGCGGGGCGUGCUGCACGGGCUGGAGUGCAGCUCUAGAACCUGGGGUCUGAGCCUUCCUCUCACAGCACCGGAGGAGGAGAGAGGCACACUGUGGAGCACGGGGCAGAGCCUGGGGUGGAACCUCUGAUUUAUAACAGUGCCACGUUGCUUCAUUUCUAGAGGAUCUAUCAUACAGGCCCCUUACUGUUUUAAUGCUAUUCCUGCCAUCUUCCUCUUCUGAAUGUGUGUGCAGCCUUCGACAGAACUUGAACUGUACAGGCAGUAAACACUGAAGCACACACACAACUAGGAACAAGAAAUAAGGCUGCUCAUGUUAAUGAGUGGAUUGUGGGGGGUGGGGG
Molecule: messenger RNA, 1868 nt
Organism: Acipenser ruthenus (sterlet)
Lineage: Eukaryota; Metazoa; Chordata; Actinopteri; Acipenseriformes; Acipenseridae
Product: 3-methyl-2-oxobutanoate dehydrogenase [lipoamide] kinase, mitochondrial-like
Exons: 11
Coding region: 234-1520 (428 amino acids)
Biological process (GO): protein phosphorylation; regulation of glucose metabolic process
Cellular component (GO): mitochondrion
Molecular function (GO): pyruvate dehydrogenase (acetyl-transferring) kinase activity
Source: RefSeq, a predicted model, not a curated record